Molecule: messenger RNA, 600 nt
Organism: Entamoeba histolytica HM-1:IMSS
Lineage: Eukaryota; Evosea; Mastigamoebida; Endamoebidae
Product: 3-phosphoinositide-dependent protein kinase 1, putative
Exons: 1
Coding region: 1-600 (199 amino acids)
Biological process (GO): intracellular signal transduction; peptidyl-serine phosphorylation
Molecular function (GO): protein serine/threonine kinase activity
Source: RefSeq, a predicted model, not a curated record
AUGUUAUUCCAAUUCCUUACUGGAGAAUUUCCAUUUAGAGGAAAGAGUGAUAAAUUAACAUUUGAUGCUAUUAAUGCAUGUGCACCAUCUUAUCCUCAUAAUAUGCCAGUUAAUGCAAAAGAUCUUUGUCAAAAAUUAAUGGUACUUGAUAUGAAUAAUAGAAUUGGUGUAAAAUCAACAGAUGAAUUAUUAUCUCAUCCUUUCUUUACAGGUAUUCAAUUUGACUCUCUUCUUCAACAAACACCACCACCAUUUGAAGCAGGAAUGGCUAUUCCUAAAAUUGAAGAUUUUAUAUAUCCCGGAUUAUUAAAAGAAGGUGAAAAAGUUAUUUUAUAUCGUACAGUAUAUAAACGUAAAGGAAUUAGUAAUACUAAACGUGACUUAAUUUAUACUGACCUUCCUCGUCUCUUUUAUUGUGUUUCUAAAACUCCUAAUAUUAAAGGUGAAAUUCCUCUUACUAAAGAUACUUCUUAUUUCAUUAAAAGUGGAUCACAAUUUAUUAUUAGAGUACCUGGCAGAGAUUAUCAAUUAGAAGAUUGUCUUGGAGAACCUCAAGUAUGGAUUAAUGCAUUUGAUGCUACUUGUCAUAAAUGGAAAUAA